Messenger RNA from Thunnus maccoyii (southern bluefin tuna), 3501 nucleotides. It is a transcript of the gene plcxd3, whose product is annotated as phosphatidylinositol-specific phospholipase C, X domain containing 3. The coding region runs from base 62 to 1030 and encodes 322 amino acids. NCBI's taxonomy places the organism in Eukaryota, Metazoa, Chordata, Actinopteri, Scombriformes, Scombridae. The record is from RefSeq and is a predicted model, not a curated record. The transcript is spliced from 6 exons. Gene Ontology annotation, molecular function: phosphoric diester hydrolase activity. Gene Ontology annotation, biological process: lipid metabolic process. Gene Ontology annotation, cellular component: synapse.
CGCACUCCAGGUUGGCGCAGGCACCGGUCCGGGAGAACUAAGCGUUGUGCACGGCGGCAGCAUGGCUUCCUCUCACGGGAGAAGCGACUUGCGGUUUGCAGACUGGAUGGCAAGUUUACCGCAGAGCAUGCACACUAUCCCGCUCACCAACUUGGCUAUUCCCGGUUCCCAUGAUUCCUUCAGUUUCUACAUCGACGAAGCGUCUCCAGUGGGCCCUGAGCAGCCAGAGACGGUGCAGAACUUUGUGUCUGUUUUUGGCACGGUUGCCAAGAAGCUAAUGAGGAAGUGGUUAGCUACACAGACGAUGAACUUCAACACCCAACUGGAGGCUGGGAUCCGUUUCUUUGACCUACGCAUCUCCACCAAGCCCCGUGACCCCGACAAUGAGCUGUACUUCGCCCACGGGCUCUUCAGUGCCACAGUCAGGGAAGGUCUUGAGCAGAUCAGUAGCUUCCUGUCAGCUCAUGCCAGAGAGGUGGUGUUUCUGGACUUCAACCACUUCUACGGCGUGCAGAACCUGCACCAUGAAAAACUGGUGGCCAUGUUAAAGGAGGUGUUUGGAGAGAAACUCUGCCCAGUCGUCUUCGCCCAGGAGGUGACUCUGCAGUAUCUGUGGGAGAAGGAGUACCAGGUGCUCGUAUUCUACCACCACCCCAUGGCCCUGGAGGUGCCCUUCCUGUGGCCAGGCCAGAUGAUGCCUGCUCCCUGGGCCAACACCACCGACCCAGAGAAGCUGGUUCAGUUUCUCCAGGCCUCUGUCACUGACCGCAGGAGGAAGGGGACCUUUUUUGUGUCCCAGGUGGUUCUCACACCAAAGGCCAGCACUGUGAUGAAGGGCGUGGCUAGUGGACUGAGAGAGACAAUCACAGAAAGGGCCUUGCCGGGAAUGAUGCAGUGGAUCAGAUCCCAGAGACCCGGGGAGAGCGGCAUCAACAUUAUCACAGCUGACUUUGUGGAGCUUGGAGAAUUCAUCAGCGCUGUCAUCACCCUCAACUAUCACCUGGAUGAAGAGGAUGAUGAUGCCACCUGAGAGCCCGCAGGGGGCGUCAGGGAGCACAGUCACCACCACUGCCAGUGGCUGGGUCUGUGCUCUCACUCUUUUCUCUUUGGCAUUUAUUUCAGGAGAGGAGCUGCUCCUUUCACUUUAUUUAGGGCUAUAGUGAAAUGAGAAAUCAAAUGGAAAGGGGGUUGAAGGAAGACAAGUUGGGAUUUGGAGAAAAAACACUGGUGUUUGUUUGGAGCACUAUGAGAAUGAGGUUUUGUUUGUUUCCUAUUUUUCAGAUGAAAAAUUGUUUUUUUUUCCCAAAGUGAGAUGUUCAUUUUCUUUACUUCCUGUGCUGUAAAAAAUAACUGCUUUUUCCACACAAAUGCACUGUUUUUAGGCUUACUACUUCAUUAAGGGUAGGUUCCUCAGAGCAUAUCAACUUUCUGCUAAAUGUAUUGGUACAUCAUUCUUGGUAUUCUGGUGACAGUGACAGUCUUUUUCAGAGGUUGUUUAAAAAAAGUCUGUGUAAAUUAAAUUAUUGAAAUGUAGGCCGGUGUAAGUAGCUAGCAAUUGUUUGUCUUGUUUUGAAAAUCUGUCCAAGAGAAGUUUUUUUUUUCUAACAAUAUGCGUCCCUGGUCAGAUCACUGCAGGUGUUUCUGAAAACCUCAUCCAGCAGCUUGAAUACAGUGUGUUUAAAAUGUCUUAUUACAAUAUGUUUAUUCAAUGCGUAGACAUAGAAGUGAAGUCAGCUUGCAGCCCAGACACCUGUGCACACUGGUUAUCCAUUAAUUCAACUCCUCAUUCCAAACCAUAGUGAGAGAGUGUGUGCAGCUUGGCUAGCUGAGAAAAAUGUACCAAUUGUGUCAUGUGUACUUUAUCUUUGGUGCAUCUAAACCAAUUUUCCCAUUGUCAGUAUGUUUAAAACUUUAAGACAAGCAUCAGCUUGUCGCUGCAAGGUAACUUACAAAAAAACAAUUUGUUUAGGAAAGCUAGAAAUGCAAUCAAUGCCACUAGUCAUUUCUAAUGGUUAGAAUCCAGCGUGACAGAUUUAUUGGAUUUUCUGGUGGGUGCUGAGUCGUGAUAGCCAAGUAUAAAAAUACAGUACAUCUGGCUACAAGAGUGUAUCCACCAUCCGUGUAUCUUCUGCUGAAUGCUUGCCCCUUGCGUGCAUCUAUACUUACUGCUGUAGUGCAGUAUACAGUAUGUGAGUCAUCAUGAAGUGUAUCAUGUUAUUGUGUCUUUCAUAACAACAGGUGAUAAAGUUGCUUAACACUCACUGAGAGACCCAUUUUAUUUCAAGUCAGAAAAGGGAAAACAUCAUAAGUUAGGACUCUGGAGGUCUUGAUGUGACAGCACUGGGGGAAAUAAUACAAUAAAUCUUUAGUUAAGAUCUAGCAGUAGCUCUCUGGUGUCUACUUUAUGAGAUGUUUCAUGUUUCUCAAUGUUUCCUAAGCCCUGGAUUUCUGGUAUAUCAAUACUGGUGCAAUACAUUUAGUACACAGUCCUUUAUUUGUGUUUAAUGCUUUCAUUCUUCCACCCUUCAAGAUGGAAAGGUACAUUGACGUGACACCCAGAAAUACAAUGGAAAUCAUUUUAUUGCAAGGUUUAUACAUUUAUGCAUGAAAAAAGAAAUCGCAUACUAGUCAAACAUCCACACAUUAUGAUCAGUGUGGCAUUUUCUGCAGAGAAUGUAUUCUGUAAGGACAUUGUUGUCUAGAUUGGUAAUGUAAAACCAAAACAGAAAACUCAAUUCUUUAGAUUUGUGAAUGUAUGUGUCUUGUGAGUAACUGUUCCAUUUCUAAAAGUCUUGUGUGAUCGAGUGACUGAGUUUCCGCUAGAAGGUCAUGUUUGUAUCGUAUGCUUCGGUGUGUAAAUGAAGUUUUACAGUUCAAACAGUACUUCUUUCACUUCAGUGUGGUUUCAUGUUAAAAUGUUUUAUAUCGUGGAAAGUUUGUACAUACUGUAAUUGCAAAUAGUAUACUGCGGAUAAAUUGUAAAGUAUUUGAAUUAUUGCGAAGAGUCAUUGACAACAAUUUCUUAACUUAUACCUUAACUGAGCUUCUUGUUUUUCAUAUUUAUUUGGUACUUCAGUUUCGUGCAUGAACCAAAAAGUUCUACUUAGUAUCUUUUGUUGUACACCAACAGGGUCCAUGAGGUUUGUGCAUCUCUCUUGUUAUUUUCUGCAUAUCGUUCUUAAGAGCAUGGGUGCAGCUGGAAAUGUUUUUACCCUUUAAGACAAAUCUCCAAAUUAAUUUGUUUUUUUAAAUGUUGCUCUGCCACUUCCCCAUUCAGAUUAAGAAUUAAACCACACAAAUGAGCAGACUUGAAAAGGCUUGCAAAUUGUGUUGUAAAGACAUUUGUGUCUUCCCUGGUCCAAACUGUUGUCAUUGCCUUUAUGUUCUGAUGUGAAAAGAGUCCUUUGCUGUUGUAAAACUCAAACAUUCGUUCAAAUGAAAGUGACUCUGUUCUAAGUGAAAAAUGGCCGAUCAAAUAAAGCUUCUAUGCCUACUAAGCGA